UAUUAAAUUACUGAUUUCUGCAGUUCCCCUGCUGACAGAGGUGGCGGAGCAGCAAACAGUGUCUGACUCUAGCUUGCCGAAGGGGUGAGAACGCAGCUUGUGGGUGUAGCUGGAAAGGCAGAAACUUUGAGGAGACCUCACACUUUAUAGCAAGUUCAACCAGCAGAAUGACAGAGACUGACCUGGGCCUCCCCACUAUCGAGAGAAAGCCGGGGCUGCAGAUAUGGACCAUCGAGAAAAUGAAAAUGGUUCCCAUUCCCGAAAAGGCUUACGGGAGCUUUUUCAAAGGAGACUGUUACAUCAUAUUAUAUAAUAAGAAGACCUCAAACGGCUUCGUGAUGGACCUGCACUACUGGAUUGGGAAGGAUUCAUCUCAGGAUGAACAGGGCGCUGCGGCCUUCUAUGUCACCCAGAUCGAUGACAUGCUUGGGGGGAGCCCAGUGCAACAUCGAGAAGUGGAGGGACAUGAGUCUGAGGUCUUCAAAAGCUACUUCAAAAGUGGCAUUAUCUACAAGAAGGGAGGCGUGGCUUCAGGAUUCAAGCAUGUGGAGACCAAUAUGUACAACAUCAGACGCCUCCUUCAUGUCAAGGGGAAGAAGCAUGUGUCAGCCACAGAGGUGGAGCUUUCGUGGGACAGCUUCAAUAAGGGGGAUGUGUUCCUGAUGGACCUUGGGAAAGUGCUGAUCCAGUGGAAUGGUCCCGAAAGCAACAUUGCGGAGAAAUCCAGGGGACUGGCUCUGGCUCGUAGCAUCAGGGAUGGCGAGAGAGGCGGCCGGGCCCAGAUUGGCAUCAUUGACAAUGAGAAGGACUCCCCAGACCUCAUGCAGAUCAUGAAAACGGUGCUCGGGGAGAGACGUGGGGCGCUCCGGGCCACCACGCCCGAUGAGAAAGCUGAUGAGCUGCAGAAAGCAAAUGUCCGGCUCUACCAUGUCUACGAAAACGACAACGACUUGGUGGUGCAGGAGAUAGCCACCCGGCCCCUCACACAAGAUCUCCUCCAGCACGAGGACUGUCACAUUUUAGACCAAGGUGGUUUUAAGAUCUAUGUUUGGAGAGGAAAAGACUCCAGCAAGGAGGAAAAGAAAGCCGCAUUCAGCCGAGCUGUGGGUUUUAUCCAAGCCAAGGGUUAUUCUGCUACCACCAAUGUGGAGGUGGUGAAUGACGGCGCAGAGUCAGCAAUGUUUAAACAUCUCUUCAAAAGGUGGACAGAAAAGGAGGAAACUCAAGGUCUUGGCAAAGUCUACACAACUAACAAGAUUGCCAAGGUGGAGCAAGUGAAAUUUGAUGUCUGUCAGUUACAUGCCAGACCAGAGCUAGCUGCAGAACAGAGAAUGGCAGAUGAUGCCUCUGGGAAAGUUGAGGUGUGGCGGAUUGAGGAUCUGCACAUGCAACCAGUGGAUCCCAAGACUUACGGGCAGUUCUACGGAGGAGAUUGUUACCUGAUCCUCUAUACAUACCUGAAAUCGGGCAGACCUCAUUACAUGAUCUAUAUGUGGCAAGGCCGCCAUGCCUCCGUGGAUGAAGUCACUGCCUGCGCGUUCAAUGCCGUGGAGCUGGACAAAAAGUACGGGAAUGAGCCGGUGCAGAUUCGAGUGACGAUGGGCAGGGAGCCUCAGCACUUCCUUGCCAUCUUUAAGGGCAGCCUGAUUAUUUAUGAGGGAGGCACAAGUCGCGCACAGAAUAAUGAGCCCGAGCCCAUGGUCCGUCUCUUCCAAGUGAGAGGCACUGAUGAGAUCAACACCAAAACCAUCGAGGUGCCAGCCCGGGCCUCCUCCCUCAACUCCAACGACGUCUUCCUGCUCACGACCAGCCAGGUCUGCUACCUGUGGUGUGGGAAGGGCUGCAGCGGGGAUGAGAGAGAGAUGGCGAAGAUAGUGGCCAACAUCGUCUCCAAACGGGACAAGCAGACCAUUUUGGAGGGGCAAGAGCCGGUGGAGUUCUGGGCAGCACUGGGAGGAAAAGCCCCCUAUGCCAGUGACAAGAGAUUCCAAGAGCCAACUGUCCGAUACCAGCCCCGCCUAUUCGAGUGCUCCAACCAGACAGGGCGGUUUAUCAUGACAGAAGUGGUGGGCUUCUGCCAGGAUGACUUGGACGAAGAUGAUGUCAUGUUACUGGACACUUGGGAAGAGAUUUUCCUUUGGAUUGGCAAAACCUCCAAUACAUAUGAAAGAAAUGAGUCUAUUUCCUCAGCCAAAGACUAUCUGAAGACCCAUCCAGCUGGAAGAGAUUUAGCAACACCAAUAAUAAUGGUGAAGCAAGGCUAUGAACCACUCACCUUCACUGGCUGGUUCAGUGCUUGGGAUCCAUAUAAGUGGAGCGAUGGCAAGUCCUACGAGGAGAUGAAGAAUAGCUUAGGAGAUGUGUCUGCUAUAUCAGAGAUCACAGUGGAUCUUAACAAUGCCAGUCUGAACAAGAGAAACACAAACAGUAAACCUGCCAGCCCCACUGGUUCAAGAAUGGAGAGAACUUCACCUGCACAUAAACCACACCCCAACAGCAGGGUCAACAGCACCAGCAACUGUCAGAACAACUAUGCCCCUUCGGUAGUUUCAGCAGUAACAAAUGGAAAUGAAGCCUAUCCCAGAGAGGUGCUGAUCAACAAGACAGUGGAUGAACUUCCAGAAGCCGUGGACCCCGCUAAAAAAGAGUUCUAUCUAUCUGAUGCAGACUUCCACGAUAUCUUUGGGAAAUCCAAGGAUGAGUUCUACCAGAUGCCCAGAUGGAAGCAGCAGAACGAGAAGAAACAGCAUGGACUGUUUUGAAGCAGAGACUGUCCUGCACCUGCUGGCUGUGGAAUGAAAUCAUGAUUUCGGUAGCCAUAGGAGGGGAAUGCAGAUACUUGUCAAAAAAACCUAUGCAAAAACCAAAACCAAUCCACCCAAACCAGGCCAAGCACAGCUGCAACCUCUAGAGUCAGACAAGCUUCAUUGAACUGCUCUUCCUUCCUCCCAGCAAACAGUGGAAAUUAGAGAGCCAUCUCCUGAAGAUUUGACUCAGUGCUUUGAUAUUUUCUUGCCAGUUUUGUACCAUUAUUGCCAGUAGCUGCAAAGACCUGUCAGUGUAGAAUUAGUGCAUUGUACGCAGUGUGACAGUUGCCACAUUUUCAUUGUGGAACAUAAAUACUGCACGGUAGGUUGCUCAAUUGUCAGGUUUGAGAUGAGGCAGGACAAAUACAAAGAUGUAGUGGGAACUGGAGUAGCCGAAGUAGAGUAGAUGAGUGAUACUUUCAGAUUGACAACUUCCAGCUCCCACAAGUGGCUUUUUCCCAGUAAGGAAUAAGGAUAAUAAAUGUUUGAGUAAAAUUCAUCAGAACCUGGCUCAAAAAAUAAUCUUUUUAAUUUAUUAAAUGACUUAAAUUUGAAAAGAAAGCAGAGACCUAGAGCCAGGGGCUGCUGUCAAUUUCCAGAGCUGGGUCAGGCCCUGAUUUUUACCAUCAGAGCUGUGUGCUGAAUCCUUGCUCCGUACAGAGCCCUAUUAACACCAGUAGAUUCACGUCCUGGAUUCACACUGAUAUAAGGGUCUGCCCAUGUGCAUCCGAUUGCAGGACUGGAGUCUUAGGGAAGCUAUUAGGUUUUCACUGGUAUAACCAGCAGCAGAAAGUGGUCCUUCGAUGCUUUUGUCUCCACAGGGCCUCUCUCGAUCUCUCUGCCCCCACAUUCUGCUCUGGGUACAAAGAGCACAUUCCAUAUCACUUUUUGAAUUUUGAUUUGGGGCACAUGGGUGAUUACAAUUUAAUGGAUCCAGCUGUAAAAAAUCAAUGUGACCAUGGCUCCAGUUUCAGCUUUGUUCUGUUCAAACCCAAGCAGUGAUUGCAUAUAAACGACCGAAAGUCAUGCUUUAAGGGUGUUCUUAAUAAAAACGCGUGCGAUGGGUUCAUUUCAGUAGGGGAAACUCUGCCCAUCUGAGAGAACUACUGGCCCACACCUCCCACCAGUAAAAUAGCCUGGUGAUUUUA
Molecule: messenger RNA, 3955 nt
Organism: Chelonia mydas (Green sea turtle)
Lineage: Eukaryota; Metazoa; Chordata; Testudines; Cheloniidae
Gene: VILL
Product: villin like
Exons: 20
Coding region: 168-2762 (864 amino acids)
Biological process (GO): barbed-end actin filament capping; actin filament severing; cytoskeleton organization
Cellular component (GO): actin cytoskeleton; cytoplasm
Molecular function (GO): actin filament binding; phosphatidylinositol-4,5-bisphosphate binding
Source: RefSeq, a predicted model, not a curated record